AUGGACCACCCACCUUUUCUCCGGGAGCGGCUGCCUUCAGAUUUGGCCUACUACUCCCCUCAACUCCGAGCACCCCCAGUGCGCCCACUGCCAGCAUCUACAGCCCCCACCAGCACCAAUGGCAACCCAAACUCACUGGUAAAAUCACGUCCAGUGUCACCUUUACUGAGUGAAGAGCUGCUAGAGCUUCCUCCAGUGUCAGUACCAGCAUCGCUCGCUACGAGAGGUAUACUGUGCCUUAAGAUCUCCCACAAGUCACGCAAGCGGGUCACUCUUCGAAUUGAUCGAUCUCGAUUUGUCUUCUCAUGGCAGCAGGCACAGUGGAAGCCGCUGAAGUUGAUUGGGGCGCUGAAAGUACACGAGAUCAGCGUUCACGAUGUCCGCCAGGUUAUCCACAGAGCCGACGCCGCUAUCUACCGUGAAGAGCACAAUUUGAGUAACGACAUUGAGUCUCGGUGGAUUACGAUUCGCUACUUCCAUAGGCGCAAAGCUCGGGCCAAACUGUUACACAUUGUUGCUGAUACUGACACUGAUGCUGACGCCAUCUAUACUGCGCUCCAGCAGCUUCAAGCUAUCCAUGACCAGCUUAGUCAGAACUUGUUGCUUCCCGAUAAUGGGCACGAGUGUGCUCUCGCCAAACACUACCAGGCUGACUUGGCAGUGUUGGUGACUUCACCUACGAGUGAUCUGCUUGCGCCUAAAGCCAGCGAACGUCUAUCAUUUGACCGCAUCUGCCAGUACGCAGACCUGCUUAAUAUCAACUUACCUCCGCAAACGCUCCGCCCGGUGUACGAUAAAGUUGCUGGUGACCCCACGCGUGGUUUAACUAUCGCUGAAUUCAAACAAUUUGUCGCUGUCCUCAAACGGCGACCAGAUAUCCAUCAACUAUUCACGUCGCUUACAGCUUCCAAGAGUCUUCUGCGCGAUGAAUUUGCCCAUUUCGUCAAUGACAUCCAACACGAGCAUCUACACCCUGAUCGCAUCACACGGAUGUAUAACAGAUUUGCCGUUGACGGUGUGUUUGGCGAAGACUCACUUAAUGAGUUCCUCCUUUCUCGGUAUCUGAAACCGUUGGCAAUUGUUGAUGCUGGAGAGACGCCCUACUACUCCCACCCAUUGAACGAGUACUACAUCUCGUCGUCACACAAUACCUACCUUAUGGGACGCCAAGUAGUAGGUGAUUCGUCGAUUGAAGCCUACAUCAGAGCCUUACAACGUGGGUGUAAGUGUGUUGAGAUUGAUAUAUGGGACCCCCCGCUGGACGGGGACGAGGAACCCAUUGUCAGUCACGGACGCACAUUCACUACCCUCAUCAGUCUUCUGAACGUGUUGAGGACAAUAAGACAGUAUGCGUUUGUGACGCUGCCAUGGCCGCUCAUUUUAUCGUUGGAAGUCCAUUGUCUGGUCAACCGUCAGGUGAAAGUGGCUGAGCUUAUACAUGAUAUCUUGGAUGAACUUUUGGUGUCGAAACCGAUCGUGGAGGACCUGGUGGUGCUUCCGAGUCCUAUGGAUUUGAAACACAAGAUCCUCAUCAAAGUUAAGAAAGGGACGAUAUCAGAGAAGCUUUCUGAACAACCAGCUCACUCGUUACCGCCAACAUCACCAGCAGAAGGGUCGUCGUUCUUCAGCAUGUUUUCUACCAGUGAUUCCGUUACCACCAGUUCGUUCAGUGAGGAUGGAACCUCAGAUACGCGGCGGUCGUCGACCGGAAGUCUCUUCCGGCGUAACCGCAAAACUAAAGUGAAAAUUGACCACCGCCUAGGGCUGCUUGGCGUCUACUUACUGGGGCUUAAGUUCACCAACUUCUCUCUUCCUGAAUCCAAGACAUUCAACCAUUGCUUUUCCCUUUCGGAAAAGAGCUUUGACAAUAUGCUAAAGGAUGACGAGAAACGAUAUGCAAUAGACAAACACAACCGCAAGUACUUCAUGCGCAUCUACCCGUCGCAGAUGAGAGUGAAGCUGCUGAACUUCAUACCCAUACGAUACUGGGCCCACGGAGCCCAAAUGGUAGCCACCAAUUGGCAAACCUACGACGCUGGCCAGCAAAUCAACGAGCUGUUAUUUGCGGCUGCUAACCACCAAGGGUACGUGCUCAAGCCAGACUCGUUGCGCAAACCCCUCCUCAAGUCAUCGAAGAUUGUCAUCACACGUCAACCGACGAUGCAAACGGUGAAGCUCAGACUCAUGGUAAUUGGAGCUCAUCACUUGGUUCGGCUGAGAGAGACUGCCACCUCGAACCCUUACGUGACAUUAGAGGUGUUUGGUGGUGAAGUGAGACCUGAUUGCGAGCUUUUACGUACGGCGAUCGUCCAUAAUAAUGGGUUUAACCCGUUGUGGAACCAACGGUUUGAAGUCGACAUCGACACCGUGUACCCUCAGUUUGUGUUUAUCCGUCUUCUGGUGGUCAACAGCGACGGUGACCACUUGAUGGGCCAAACAAUGAUGAACCUCUCGCAUAUGAAACGGGGGUUCCGCUACCUUCUGCUCUGUGAUGGUCUUGGUGAGGAGCUAUUGCACUCGCGCUUGUUUAUUCGGUUACACUCGGUGUUGCCGCUGGUCCAGUCUUUCACCAAGGGAUGA
Messenger RNA from Diutina rugosa, 2580 nucleotides. It is a transcript of the gene PLC1, whose product is annotated as phosphatidylinositol phospholipase C. The transcript has a single exon. Lineage: Eukaryota; Fungi; Ascomycota; Pichiomycetes; Serinales; Debaryomycetaceae. Gene Ontology annotation, molecular function: phosphatidylinositol-4,5-bisphosphate phospholipase C activity. The record is from RefSeq and is a predicted model, not a curated record. Bases 1 to 2580 code for a protein of 859 amino acids. Gene Ontology annotation, biological process: phosphatidylinositol-mediated signaling; lipid metabolic process.